GCCGACAAUCUGGUUGGGUAAAGGAACCUUUAUCAUCAUUUCCAAGGGCGUAUCUCGGAUAAACAGGGUAAUUGGACUCAUUUCCUCUCAGGGUAGCUUUAUUUAACAUAUUACGGCCAGCCCAAAUGCGGGAUUUGCAUUUUCAUUAAUGCACCAGAAGGAUGGCUGCAAAGCCACAGCCACCGAACAAGCCGGUCUCGGAUGCAGAGGCCAAGCCACGAAAGCGAGCGCUCGAUUUGCUAACAGAGGACUGCAAGCGGAUAUGCACCUCGUCCAUCAACAAACCAUUCACAACACUCCAGGAUGCAAUCGACCACCUGCUGCCGUUCCAUGUCCUGAGCAGCAUGGCAGGUGAUGAAGCAGACGCAGAGGAGGCUGAAGGCGCAGCAGAGGAGGGCAGUCGAUUGCUGUGUAGCAGGCGAGAAUUGGCCGCAGAACUCACCACGCGGCGCGCCGUGGAGCUGCACGCGCGAGUUGAGGACCUAGGUCAGCGGCUAGCAAAGCUUGAGGACCGCUACCGCACCCGCCACCAGCGGCCUCUGCCAGAAGAGGAGCUCUUCAUUGCCCAGGUGCUGAAGGAGGUUGCGGAGCGGACUCUGGAGGCCGAGCGCGCCAAGCCCACUGUGCUGAGCUCCGAAGACGAGUCAGAUUCCGAGGAGGGCGAUGACGGCACUGGGGCGUGAGGAUUGAGUGGGGUAAGGAACGCAUGAAAUGAAAGCUAGUGGGGUGGGGAGGGAUGCCGGGAGAGGGCUGGCAGGAGGCACGGAUUGCGUGUUGGACCGCACGUGGGCACGUUGGGGUGGACAGUUUGAUGGGAGCUGCUUAGUGACUUGGAGAGUCAUACCCGGUGUUGCGACUUCAUGCUGCUAGGUGAGGAGCCGGCCAGUUCCUCUAGUAUAGAUACAUAUUUCGAUAUUUGCCUUCUGGGUGUAGCUGGGUCAACUAGACGUAGAACUGUUCGGUAGAUGAUGCGUAUCAUAGAUAACGGGUGCGGCCCGUGGGAGGUUUUUUAAAAACUGCUUUAGAUAGCUGCUAUGUUGUCCGGAACGUUGCUGGUGGUGACUCUACCACCCGGGGUGCAUCCGGGAUUUAGGACGUAGCGGUAGCCCGGGAGUGUACGCUGGGUUGUAGAGUCCUGGAGCGCAUAUCUUGUUGGAGUCCAGUCAAGAGUUAAGCGGAUGCCCCACUGGCUGUCGGUGCGCUGCGCAUAGGUUUGUAAGGUGUGUCCUGACUGGGGACGUGAGGCGGGGUAGCAGCAGUCUUCCCCGGGUCGUGGGUGCUGAACAGAUGUCCGUUAACGUUACUCAACGCGCGGCGUACUUGCUGUCUUCUUCCUUCUGCAGGUUUAUUUGGCAUGUGCUGUGCGGCAGUACAAGUGAAGG
Molecule: messenger RNA, 1382 nt
Organism: Astrephomene gubernaculifera
Lineage: Eukaryota; Viridiplantae; Chlorophyta; Chlorophyceae; Chlamydomonadales; Astrephomenaceae
Source: the annotation of a GenBank genome assembly